AUAUCUGCUGUCCCCUCACCACCAGCCUCAUAUAAAAAGCCAUCCAUUGUCUGCAGCAGUGACUGACUCUUCACACGUCUGCACACGUCCAAUUUACAGGCAUUUGAUUUUAUGAGCACAAGUCAAGCCAGGAGCUCCAGAGAAGCAGAGCGAUGAAUCCCAAAGGGGAUAAGCCGAAGUCGAAGAUUUCGGCUUCCCGCAAGCUCUCCCUCAAAAUGUUGCUCCUCCAAAGAGCAUGCGAGGAUCUGGAGAAGGAGAGACAGGAGCGGGAGGAGGAGAAAGCGCGUUAUUUGGGGGAAAAGUUGCCCCCACUGCAGCUGUCUGGUUUAUCACUGGAUGAGCUACAAAAAUUGUGCAAACAGCUUCAUGAAAAAAUUGACAUUGUGGACGAAGAGCGGUACGACUGUGAACAUAAAGUGAACAAACACAACAAAGAUAUCCACGAGCUGAAACUGAAAGUGCAGGACCUUGGAGGAAAGUUCAAAAAGCCCGCCCUGAGGAAGGUGAGGGUGUCAGCAGAUGAGAUGAUGAGGGCUCUCCUGGGCUCCAAACACAAGGGCUCAAUGGACCUCCGAGCUAAUCUGAAGUCUGUGAAGAAGGAGGACGUCAAACAAGACAAGGUGCUCACCUCUGAGGUGGGAGACUGGCGUAAGAACGUGGAGGCCAUGUCAGGCAUGGAAGGCCGCAAGAAGAUGUUUGAUACAGGCGGCGGAGCGCAGUGAGUCACUGCAGGCCAAAAAUAAAAAAUAAAAAAUCUAAAUGCAGAUAAAUAUUCUCUAUUCAUAAUAAAUCAAAAACAUGGAUUAUUGAUCUGAAGGCCAACAGUUUUAUUUACAGUGCAGUGACUUGCAGCACUCAAGAGUGUUUUUAACAUUUCCUUUUGUUUUAAGACAAGCCAAAUGAACCAGAAAUAAAAGUCUGUUUCUAUUUUUCCUGA
Messenger RNA from Nothobranchius furzeri (turquoise killifish), 937 nucleotides. Its product is annotated as troponin I, slow skeletal muscle. Gene Ontology annotation, cellular component: troponin complex. The record is from RefSeq and is a predicted model, not a curated record. Lineage: Eukaryota; Metazoa; Chordata; Actinopteri; Cyprinodontiformes; Nothobranchiidae. Gene Ontology annotation, biological process: skeletal muscle contraction; cardiac muscle contraction.